Molecule: messenger RNA, 12371 nt
Organism: Marmota monax (woodchuck)
Lineage: Eukaryota; Metazoa; Chordata; Mammalia; Rodentia; Sciuridae
Product: zinc finger protein 699-like
Biological process (GO): negative regulation of transcription by RNA polymerase II
Molecular function (GO): DNA-binding transcription repressor activity, RNA polymerase II-specific
Source: RefSeq, a predicted model, not a curated record
GCGCGUCUGCGCACGCGCUAGGUAGCUCACUGUGUGCGUGAGGCCGCCAUGACACUUUAGGCUGCAGCUCGCGUGAGAGAUAUAUUCUUGCCUCAGUCCGCAUCCUAUCCGUCCCAGCCCCGCGCCAUCCAGGUGACAUGGAGGAAGAAAGAAUAAGUGUUGGAUUACAGAAGAGUAUGAUGCAGGACUCGGUGACCUUUGAGGAUGUGGCUGUGGACUUUACCCAGCAGGAGUGGGCUUUGCUGGAUCUUGCUCAGAGGAGCCUCUACAGAGAUGUGAUGCUGGAAACCUUCCAGAACCUGGUCUCACUAGGGUACCCACUGCUCACACCCAAUCUGAUCUCCCAGUGGGAACAAGAGGAGGAACUGCAGACAGUGAAGACAGAACUUAUCCAGGGCAUCUGUACCGAGCAGCACCAGGAAGGCUUUGAGUCUCUACUUAAUACUAAGGAAUUAGUUGUUCUUCAAGAUAACAAUGGAGGAAAAAUAUCCAAUGAACAGAAAAUAGUGAGAUUCAAAAGAAAUGGUUCCUGCUCCUCUAUUUUACAUGAAAACCAGGACUUCCGUGGUGUGGAUGAUUGGAUCAAAAGCCAUGAGAAAGGUUUAAGUCAUGUGGUAGAGAACAUCUGUGAAUACAAUGAAGAAAAUCAAUGUGGACAAAUUUCAAAUCUUAUGCUCCAGAGAACUACUGAAGUCAAAUCCUUUGAAUGCUAUGAGUGUGGAAAGUCCUUCCUGUUUCAUUCAUCACUUAAGAAUCACAGCAGAUCUCAUGCUGGAAACAAACCCUAUCAGUGUAAGGAAUGUGGGAAAGCCUUCCAUUUUCUUUCUUGUUUUAAGAAGCAUAUGAAAACUCCUACUGAAGAAAAACCAUAUGAAUGUAAGGAAUGUAUAAAGGCCUUCAGUUGUUCCUCCCUGUUCAGAGCACAUAUGAAAAUUCAUAGUGAAAAGGCAAACUAUGAAUGUAAGGAAUGUGGGAAAACCUUCAGUAGUUCUUCCCACCUCACAGAACACAAAAGGAUUCACAGUGGAGAUAAGCCCUAUGAAUGUAAGGAAUGUGGGAAGGCCUUUAGUUGUUCCUCAUCACUCUCCAAACACAAAAGAAUUCAUAGUGGAGAUAAGCCAUAUGAAUGUAAGGAAUGUGGGAAGGCCUUUAGCUCUUCCUCUCAUCUUAUAAGACAUAUUAGAAUUCACACAGGAGAGAAGCCUUAUGAAUGUAAAGAGUGUGGGAAGGCCUUCAGUGAAUCCUCAAAACUCACUGUACAUAUGAGGACACACACCGGAGAGGAACCCUAUAAAUGUAAGGAAUGUGGGAAAGCCUACAAUUGCCCCUCCUCCUUAAGUAUCCACAUGAGAAAACACACUGGAGAGAAACCUUAUGAAUGUCUGGAAUGUGGAAAAGCCUUCUAUCUCCCCACUUCCCUGAACACACAUGUGAGCAAUCAAAGUAGAGAGAAACCAUAUGAAUGUAAGAAAUGUGGGAAGGCCUUCAGUUGUCCCUCAUCCUUUAAAGCACAUGUGAGAGAUCACCAUGGUAAGGUGCAAUAUGAAUGUAAGGAGUGUGGGAAGGCCUUUAGUCAUUCCUCAUCCCUCACUGAACACCUAAGAACUCACAGUGGAGAAAAGCCUUAUGAGUGUAAGGAAUGUGGGAAGGCCUUCAUUAGUUCUUCCUAUCUUACAGUACAUAGAAGAACUCACACUGGAGAGAAACCUUAUGAAUGUAAAAAAUGUGGGAAAGCCUUUAUUCGUUUGUCAGGUCUUAGUAGCCACUUGAGAACUCACACUGAGGAAAAACCCUAUGAAUGUAAGGAAUGUGGGAAGGCAUUUCGACAUUCUUCAUACCUUACUAUACAUGCAAGAAUGCACACUGGAGAAAAACCCUUUGAAUGUCUGGAGUGCGGAAGAGCUUUCAGUUCUCCCUCAUCAUUUGGGAGACAUGUGAGAAACCAUACUGGAGAUAAACCAUAUGAAUGUAAGGAAUGUGGGAAAGCCUUCAUUAGUUCUUCCUAUCUUACAGUACAUAGAAGAACUCACACUGGAGAGAAACCUUAUGAAUGUAAAAAAUGUGGGAAAGCAUUUAUUUGUUUCUCAGCUCUUAGUAUCCACAUGAGAACCCACACUGAGGAAAAACCCUAUGAAUGUAAAGAAUGUGGGAAGGCAUUUCGACAUUCUUCAUCCCUUACUAUACAUGCAAGAAUGCAUACUGGAGAAAAACCUUUUGAAUGUCUGGAGUGUGGAAGAGCUUUCCGUUCUCCCUCAUCCUUUGGGAUACAUGUGAGAAGCCAUACUGGAGAGAAACCAUAUGAAUGUAAGGAAUGUGGGAAAGCCUUCAGUAGUUCUUCCCAUCUUACAGUACAUAGAAGAACUCACACUGGAGAGAAACCUUAUGAAUGUAAAAAAUGUGGGAAAGCCUUUAUUUGUUUCUCAGCUCUUAGUAUCCAUAUGAGAAUCCACACUGAGGAAAAACCCUAUGAAUGUAAGGAAUGUGGGAAGGCAUUUAGACAUUCUUCAUCCCUGACUAUACAUGCUAGAAUGCACAGCGGAAAAAACCCUUUGAAUGUCUGGAGUGUGGAAGAGCUUUCAGUUCUCCCUCAUCCUUUGGGAUACAUGUGAGAAGCCAUACUGGAAGGAAACCAUAUUAAUAUAAGGAAUGUGGCAAAGCCUUUAUUUGUACAGCCUACUUUCGAAGACAUGUGAAAAUUCACACAAGGGACAACAUAUAAAUGUAAGGAGUAAGGGAAUCUCUGCAAGACUUUUUCUGAACUAAUGCAGUUUGUGAAGUCUCAUUUUGUGAAGUCUUAUACUGUAGAGACACUAUAAAUAUGAGAAAGUAGGAGAUUACCACUCAUUCUUUUGAAUAGUUGAGGACAACUGAGAGAAACCCUGUGUUUGUUAGCUAUAAGGUAAAGCCUUUUGAUUUUGAACAUAACUUGUGCCACAGUCUGGCUGGGCUGUGCAAAGUAGCCGGUGGGGGGUGGGGCGACAAGCAACUUGUAAAGGUGGAAACAGCGGGAGCCACUGUGUUCAGACCAGCAGAGGUAUAUAUACCCAAGUAAAUACAGACAGCUUAUCUCAAUUAAUAUCAUCCAGUUACAGCAAUCAGUCAUUAAGGAAUCCUCACCAUCUUAAUAAUCAAACACAGCUUAACUCAAUUAACAUCAUCUAGAUACAGCAGUCAGUCAUUAAGGAAUCCUCAUCAUCUUAAUAGCUCGCUGGCGUUACUUCUCAAACCACUCCUCCUGGCAGCGUGCCAGACACCUUCUUGACUUGGCUGUGGCUCUCAACACUUGUGUAAGAAAAUUCUAAAUUUGAGCUAGAAAAGAACAUCAGUGCCUCAUUAAAGUGGACUUCUAGAGGGUCAUUGAUUUCCAGUGUUUUCUAAUAGGAAGAUUUAAGGUUAUAUGUUUCCCUUUUCAGCUUUUAUGACAUACUUUUGAGUAUGAGGUGAGUUUCUUUAGCUGAGAUGUAAAUGUUAUUUCUAUUACAAAGUCUUUUGAACUCUUGGGAGAUUGUGUGUGUACAGGUGUGUAUGCUUCUCCUCUGAGACAGGGUCUGGCUAUGUUCUCCAGGCCUGUAACUCCUGGACUUCUGCCUUAGCCUCCUAAGUUUGGGAGUGCAGGCAUAUAUCAUUGAGUCUGGCUCAAGUACAUUUUUUUUUUUUUUUUUGGCAGGCAGGUAAAUGGUGGUUUUUUUUUUUAUUGUUUAAGUUUGAACGCACAGAAUGGGCACCUUCUUCUUCUUCAUCUUUGUCUUUGCUUUUGCCUUCUUCUUCUUCAUCAUCUUCCUCUUAGUCUUUGCCUUCGUCUGGAUACUGAAAGUUGCAUACCCAAUAAUUCCCCCCUUACCUUUAAACUAAGAGUACCAACUGUUUUUGAGAAUAUUAGUGUUUACUAUCAAAAGCUUUUCAUGUGUAAUAAAAAGUUUUAGCAGAAAUUAAUUAGUACAAAGGCCUUGAAAGAGUAUAAUCUCAUCUAUUUGCUGUUUUGUGUUUUAUUCUUUAUGUUUGUUCAUGACUGGAAUCUUUUUGAAUUUAAAUUUUUUAAGUUGUUGAUGGAUCUUUAUUUUAUUUAUUUAUAUGUGGUGCUGAGAAUCGAACCCAGUGUCUCAUACACGCUAGGUAAGCACUCAAUUACUGAGCCAGAGCCCCAGCCCUCAUAGCUGGAAUUUUGAUCUAAUGUUUUAAGUUAAUAAAGUGUGUUAUAUUAAUUUGGAUAUAGCUGAAGAGUACAUUUCCCUUAAUCACUUCUAAUCCUAGGUGAUAGUUUUCUAAAAUAACUUUGCAAGAAGUUUGAAAGGCUUUAGGGAAGGAGCUACAAUUGCCUGCUUAUUAGGACCACGAUAUAGGUAGACCAAUGAGUAGGGACCUUGUGGGCCCCAGUUUUCAGCUCAUUUUUCUAAGUAUUGAACACAGUGAUCCAUCCUUGCUCAAAACUGAAUGUUAAGUGCUUGACCUCAGUCUCCUCAGGGGCUGCACCUCCACAAACAUCUCCAUUAUCUCCUGUAUCCUGGCCAAACACAACUUAGAUUUCUCUGGCAAGCUCAUUUUGGCAUUUUUGCUUCUCAUUGCACUUCCUCUGGCACUUUCACUGCCCUGUUAGAGUUGACCAGUUUGUGGAAGGAUUGUCAUCAUGCUCACAGUCCAGUCCCAUUCUUCACUCUGCUUAUGGGAUUGAUGUCUAUACAAGCCUACCGUGCCGCAGUCUGGCUGGGCAGAAAAUCACGAGCCACUCAAGCAGUUUAUUUUUGAAACUGCCGCCAAUGCCCCAUAUGCUCCCGGGAAGAUUGCCGACCGACCCAUGUGGCGUUCUCCCGGACCUCCACAGGAGGUCCCUCCUCCAGAAUUCCCUCCUACCGCACUUCCCCAACCAAUGGGAACUCUCCAGGAGUCCCGUAGCAGGCCAGGUGAACAGCAGGAAUCUAAUAUCCAUAAGGAUGCAGAUCUUAACAUAAUCAUAUCAUCUCAAUGGCUUGCUGUUGUCACCUUUCAACCCAAAAUGCCAUGCAUCAGAUUACUUGGCUGUGGCUCUUAGCAUCUCCCCCCUUCUGUUUAAUUAAGCAACAAGUAAUGUGGCUAGGGAGUGUGACUGUUAGGUUUGUCCAAUUCAACAUAUGGUUCUUACCCGUCAUCGGAUGAACUGACCUCUAGGCGUCAUCCUCCAGUCUUAGGUUGAUACCACUGCAAUUGGAUCAUACCCAUCACUGACUACCAGUCUAGCAUAUAGCCAUACUUGUGGAUAGGCCUAUGCACCAGUGGGGGGGUGAGGUUCUUAGCCUCACCUCUGCUGGCCCCCAAAUUUGGCCUUGGUGCCGUUGGGGGGGUGAGGUUCUUUGCCUCAACUCUGUUGGCCCCCAAAUUUAGACCAUCACUAGUAGAAGGGAGGAGGAUACAGAAAUGUCAUGACACCAAGCCAAUUGAUAGCUCCUUAGGAAAAAUUGCAUCACUGGUGACACAUCAGCAAAGAUACACCAGCACUACCAUAAUUCGCUGCAUUAACAGAUAGUUCACAAUGCAUGCAAGUGAUAUAUAGUCCAGGCAAUUUCUGCAAGCAGUUCAAAGUGGAGGAAUCUAUCAAUAUGUCCGUUUCCUCCCAAAAUAAAUCGACUCUUUGAUUGAGCAUUACUUGUUGAGUUAUUAUUCAUUGAUGCAUCAGUUUAUACAGUUUGUUGUGAUAACUAUCGAAGAAGUUGUAGUUUGGUUUCAUUUUUGUCUUCACUGGCACUGGGAUUGAAAUAGGAAUUCUGACAAUGAUGCUAAAAAAAUUAUGUAACAUUUCAACAGGUACUGAGAAAACAAUUUUCUGAACAAUUUACAUUUUCCUGAACAGAAUUAUUAAAUAUAAUGAAAAGGAAAGGUGAAAGUAAACAAACAGAUAUGUCAACUUCCUAUUUGUUCACAUAUUAAAACAAUCCUCAACAGCUGUUUACCCAAUUUAAAUUAAACCAUUAAAAUCAUGUAAAUAAUAAAAAAAAUUUGGAUCCAUUUAUUCAUGAGCGCUCCUCAUAUAUGAUAUAUGGACACACACACAUACAGACUUACAACACAACAGAAAUGUGCACAUAUAACAUACAACACAUAAGACAAUAGUAAAGGCCUUGUAGCUUUACACAGGUGAAAUCUCCAUUGCAAUGUUUAAAAACUCCACAGUCAAAAAAUAAAACUGAUCAGAAAAACAUUAACCUAGGUCUGUAUGAGCUCAAAAAUAAAAUAGAACUUUAUGAUGUGGGAAAAAGCAAUAAUAAAAUAGACAUUGGAAAAAGCAUCCUGGUUAAUCACUGUGACAGAUGUAAGACUAGCCAACUGGAGCUCUGGAUAUCAGCUGUUAUGGAUUUGAGUCAAAUCAUCUUUUUUUUUUGGUCUGUAGAAAUUGUUUUGGUUAGUCUCUCUGGAAUCCAAAUCGGCUGCUGUUCUCCCUGUAGAAACACACAAACACAACCCCGACACCAGACAAUCACUGGGUCAGGACCUUUCCAUUGUCCUGUUAGAAUAUCCUUCCAAAGUACCUUAGGCUUAUGUACAUUUUUUGGAUUCUAAUGUCUUUCCGUAGCACUAAGCCCUGAUGAAUCCAAAUUUAAAAUGUUUAGAGUAAAAAGGGUUAUUUUAAGUUUAUCUUUGGGGGAUAUAUGCCCCUUUCCAAUUCCCUCCUUUUGUUUUAAUAAGUACAUUUUAAUAGUUUGAUGAGCUCUUUCAACUAUGCCUUGUCCCUGUGGAUUGUAUGGAAUUCCUGUUAUGUGAGUAAUGCCAAAUGCUGAGCAAAAUUGUUUAAAAGAGGUAGAGGUAUAGCCAGGGGCAUUAUCUGUUUUUAACUGUUUUGGAAUGCCCACAGUGGCAAAAUUUUGAAAGCAAUGAGCUAUAAUAUCUUUAGUUUUUUCUCCAUUAUGAAGGGAGCCCAUCAAAAAUCAGGAAGAAAUAUCAACUAUAACAUGCAAAUAUUUUAAUUUUCCAAAUUCUGGCAAGUGAGUGAUGUCCAUCUGCCAAAUAUGGUUAGGUAUCAGUCCUCUAGGAUUGACUCCAAGAUUAACUUGUGGUAAAAAGGUCACACAAUUUUGACAUUGUUUUAUUAUUUGUCUAGCUUGUUCCUUAGUUGUUUUAAAAUGCUUCUGUAAAGUAUUAGCAUUGACAUGGAAGCUUUUAUGAAAAUUUGUAGCUUCUUCUAGUGUAGAGAAAAUAUGUAUGUCAUGUGUAGUUUUUUCUGCUAAAUCAUUGCCCAAACUAAGGGCUCUAGGCAAUCCUGUAUGUGCCCUGAUAUCUCCUAUAAAGAAUGGAUCUUUUCUGUCACAGAUUAGACUUUGUAUAGUGGAAAACAAAGAGAAAACAGUAGAGGAAGGAGAAAUUACCAGCAUCUUCAAGGGAUACUAUAGCAUUAACUAUAUACUGACUAUCAGAAAAUAAAUUAAAUACAGAAACUUUAAACAUCACAAAAGCUUGGAAUACUGCAUUAAGCUCUACAUUUUAGCUGAUUGUUUCAGUACUAAAAAUGUAAAAGUUUGAUCAGGGGUAACUACUGCUGCUGUACCAUUAUUUGACCCAUCAGUGAAUAUAUUUGGAACAUUCAUGAUAGGUGUUUUUCUUGUCAUUUUUGGAAAAAAACUACAGGAUGCGAAGACGAAAAAGACAACAAAGGAUUAGAUGGUAAGUGAUUAUCAAAUGAAACAUUAGAUUUGCACAUGAUUAUUGCCCAAGUAUUUAACUCAUUAGCUAACUCAUCAAUUUGAUCCAUAGUAUAUGGAGUAAUAAUUUUAUUGGGAGAAAUUCCAAACACUCCCUUUGCUGCUUUUAUUCCUUUGCGUAUCAAUUGUCCUACAGCCUCAGGAUACCUAGUAAGAAUAGUGUUAGGAGAAUAAGAUAAAUGUACCCACAAUAAUGGACCUUCUUGCCAAAAUACUCCUGUAGGAAUAUUUUUUGUUGGUAUUAUGAUAAAUAACAAAGGCAAACUUAUAUCAAUUAUAUUCAAAUGCAUAUUUUCCAUAUAUGUUUCAAUAAUUUUUAAUGCCUUUCUUGCUUCAGGCGUUAACAUGUGGGGUGAAUUUGGAUCUGAUGGACCUUUUAGGAUAUCAAAUAAAGGUCCUAGCUCUCCUGUUGGUAUGCCUAGAUAAGGCCUUAUCCAAUUUAUGUCUCCCAAUAACUUUUGAAAGUCGUUAAGUGAUUUGAGUUGAUCUACUCGUAUUUGAAUUUUUGGUGGAUGGACCAUGGUUGAGGAUAAUAGAACUCCUAAAUAAUUAAUUGGAAGAUUUAAUUGUACUUUAUCUAUUGCUAUCUCUAGAUUAUAAUUUUUUAAUAAAUUUGUAAGUGUGACAUAACCUUCUAGCAAUAUGUUUUUAUCUUUAUGUGCCAAUAAUACAUCAUCCAUAUAGUGAAAUAUUUGUAGUUCAGGAUUUUGAUUUCUAAGUGGCUGGAUUGCUUUGUUAACAUAAAUUUGACACAUAGUUGGACUAUUAGCCAUCCCUUGAGGGAGUACUUUCCAUUAAUAUCUCUGAUCAGGACCUUCAUGAUUUAGUGCAGGGAUAGUAAAUGCAAAGCGUGGACUAUCCUCAGGAUGAAUUGGAAUUGAAAAAAACAAUCUUUAAUAUUUAUAGCUAAAACAUACCAGGUUUUUGGCAAAGCAGACAAUUGGGGAAUCCCUGAUUGAGCAGGUCCCAUAAUAACCAUCUCAUUAUUAAUGGCUCUUAAAUCUUGCAAUAAUCUCCAUUUACCAGAUUUCUUUUUAAUGACAAAAAUGGGAGUAUUAUGGGGAGACACGGAAGGUUGUAUAUGUCCCUCCACUAAUUGUUGGUUGACCAGGUCAUGGGCUACUUGUAUCUUUUCUUUAGUCAGGGGCCACUGAGGAACCCACACUGGUCUUUCUGAUUUCCAAGUAAUUUUGAUUGUCUCAGUGCCCCUUUCUGAAAACCCAAUCCAUGUCUAUUUAUUCCUUGAUCUAUUUGAAUUGGUGCUGUCAGACCUUCUUCUUGUUCUCUUAAUCUUUUUUCUUUCCUAAACCCUUGUCUAGCCCUAGUAGUGGGCGCGUUAGGAUUGAUGUUAUUUGUUAAUGUCAAACCUAAUUGAUCUAGGACAUCUCGUCCCCAUAAAUUUAUAGGAAGAUGAUCCAAUACAAAAGGCUGUAUAGUUCCUUCACAUCCUUCAGGAUCCUUACAAUCCAAUACUAUUGUACUUCUAUGGGAAUUAGUUGCCACUCCUGGGCCUCGAAGCGCUUGAGUGGCUUGUUGUAAUAGCCAAUGUUUUGGCCAUUCUUGACGAGAUGUGAUGCUAAGGUCAGCUCCUGUGUCCAGUAGCCCAUUAAAUUCAUGUCCUUGAAUAUUUAGUUUUAGCAUUGGGUGAGAAUCUAAAUUUAAAGACAGCAUAGCCCUAUCCACACCUGUGGAGCCUAAUCCCCUGGAACCUCUUUCUACAGAACGACUGGAAAAUUUAUCAUGCAGGCUGGGUAUUAUUAAUAACUGUGCUAUUCUAUCUCCUGGUGAUAUUACUGAUAUACCUCUUGGAGAACUAGCUAUGAUUUUUAUUUCACCUUCAUAAUCGGGAUCAAUUACCCCAGGACUUAUCAUAAAUCCUUUUAGUGUAGAAAAACUGCGUCCCAAUAAUAAGCCUACUGUUCCUUGGGGAAGAGGUCCUUUUACUCCUGUGGGAAUGAUUUAAACUCCCAUCUCUAGAGUUAGUACUGCUCUGGUGGAGGUGCAGAUGUCCAACCCUGCACUCCCUCUAGUUUGUCUGAUGAGGGAUUUAAUGGAUAAUGUGUCCUGGGCACUACACUGAUGGUGUUGCUGGGUUCCCCCAUUGCUCCAUAUAUUUGUGGUUGUGGGCCCCGGAGCAUUGGGCCCCCCAGUCCGUUUUUUGGCAAUGGAGCCUGAUGCCUUUCUCCACGAUAUCAUGCGUAAACACUUGGUGCUUUUCCGUUUUUUGAUAACGGAAUACCCUCUAUGGUAGUUUGAGAAUGGUAUUCAUUAGCCCAAUCUCUCCCUCUACGGCAUCAUGGGCAAAUACCCGGUAUUCUAUUCCUUUGAUACCUAGCUUUGUUAAAUCCUCCCCCUAUGGGGCAACACCUUUUAAAAUGUCCUGUUUGUUCACAAUUGUAGCAUGUUUUUGGCCUAGCAUCUAAAGCCUGUUGUACUGCUGCCAAGACUUGCUCUUGUUCAUUAAUGUCUCUACAUAAUUUAAUAUAUGUGUUUAAAUCUUCAUGUCUCCAUGGUCUAAUGACCUCUCUGCAGCAACAAUUUGCUUGGUCAUAAGCCAGUUGUUUUAUAAAUGGCAUUGCUUGUUCUGUAUCCCCCCAAAUUCUGGAAGCUGUUUGAAUAAGCCUAUCUACAAAUUAAGCAUAAGGUUCAUUAGUUCCUUGUAUUACCUUAGAUAAUUGUCCUUAUAAAUCUCCAUGCCCCUGUAAAGUUUUCCAUGCCCUAACCACAUCUACAGCAAUUUGUGCGUAUAUGCCAGGAUCAUAUUCAAUUUGUUGCCGUUGAACCUCAUAAGGUCCUUUUCCUAACAACAUAUCUAGAUUUCUUUGAGGGUAACCAGCUGCUGCAUUUUGCCUAGCUGUCUCCAUGCAAAAUUCCUCAUUGGCAACCUUCCAUAACAAAUAUUGUCCUCCAUUUAGCACAGAUCGACACAUGGUAGCCCAAUCUGCUGGCGUCAUGUCCAAGUUGGUAAUGGAUUUGACCAUGCUCACAGUGAAGGGUGCUUGCAGGCCAUAGGUUGUUACAGCCUCCUUUAAUUGCUUCACUGUUUUGAAAUCUAAAGCACGGUGAAUUCGUUGCCCUCCUGCCUGCUCAAGUACAGGGCAUGCUAAUCUUUGAGGUCCUGCCUCAGGAUUCCGUCCAUCAAUUACGGGAGUUGAGGGCCACUCAGCUGUAGAUGGAGCUGUUGGUUGAAUUACGCCCUCUGGUGAUAGAACAGAGUUAGUAGCAGCCUCCUGUUGUAGCUCCCCCCCUGAUGUUUGUUUGUCCUUUAAGCUUUCUUCCUUUAAAUUUUCCUCUGUCUGACUAGCUCGAGACACCUUCUCUUUUGCUUGACCUAACAUGUUUUCUACCAUAGUCUGGACCUCUAACAAUUUACUUAACAGUCUUUCGGUUUGUUUUUUACUAAUUUCUAAAUUACUAUAAAGGUAAUGCAACCCAAUAAGAUAACAUAAAACAAAACCGAGACAGAAUGAAACAAAAACAGAACAAAAAAUCGUUGUAUCAAUUUUCUCUUUCUCAGGGCCGAACAACUUCAAACCUUGAGCCAACCAUUUUUCCCAGUUUGCCUGAGAAAAUUCUAAGGAUAGGCAGCUUGAAACAAAAACAAAAUAAAUCAAAACAAGAACACAUUGUUUUUUGAAAUGGUCACCCAUUCUCUCUCCUUCCCUCAGGGGCAAGCAAUUUUACUCACCUCCAAGCUUCAGGCGUCCCCCGCACGGGCCACCAAUUGCCGCAGUCUGGCUGGGCACAAAAUCACGAGCCACUCAAGCAGGAACAAACUUUAUUUUUGAAACUGAUGCCAAUACCCCAUACGCUCCAGGGAAGAUUGCUGACCAACCCAUGUGGCAUUGUCCCGGACCCCCACAGGAAGUCCCUCCUCUGGAAUUCCCUCCUACCACACUUCCCCAACCAAUGGGAACUCUCCAGGAGUCCCUUAGCAGGCCAGGUGAACAGCAGGAAUCUAAUAUCCAUAAGAAUGCAGAUCUUAACAUAAUCAUAUCAUCUCAAUGGCUUGCUGGCAUCACCUUUCAACCAAAAAUGCCAUGCAUCAUAUUACUUGGCUGUGGCUCUUAACACUAUGAUGGUCCCAAAAGUGAGUAGAGCUGUGGUUAAUGAAGUUAUCCUGACUGUAAUUAAGGCAAGCCUCAGAUAGGUGUCAUCCUAUUUUGGUAGAGGAGGAUUUAUAUUUGAUACCUUCAGACAGGGACGAUUUUACUGCCUUUAUGUGAGAAGAGGAAUGCUAUGAGCUGUUUCAGGUACAUUUUGCUAUCUCCUCCCCUUUUUUAAAACAUUGUAUUUUAAGGGGUGGUGUUGUGGAUCAGUGGUAUAGCAUUUGCCUAGCAUGUAUGAGGCACUGUGUUUGAUUCUCAGCAUGGCAUAUAAAUAAAUGAAUAAAAUGAAGGUCUAUUAAAAACUAAAAAUAUUUCAGAAAAUUAUAUUUUAUCUCUUAAAAGCAUAACUAUACCAUUUCCCUUAAUCACUUUUUACUGUUUAUCAAGGUAUACAUACACUAAUGUGCAAGCUGUGUACAGCUUGAUGUAAUUUCACAUAGAUGUAUACAUCCUGGUGGACACAUUUCCAGGAUUCCAGGAAGUUCAUUCAUCUCCUUUAUCAAUAAUCACUCCACAGAGGAAAUUGGAUUUUGACUCUUAUUACUCUUGAUUUGGUGUGCUUUUUCUGACUUUUCAAAUAAAUGUUAAAACUACAACA